Messenger RNA from Salmo salar (Atlantic salmon), 1932 nucleotides. NCBI's taxonomy places the organism in Eukaryota, Metazoa, Chordata, Actinopteri, Salmoniformes, Salmonidae. The record is from RefSeq and is a predicted model, not a curated record.
AUGCCCCACAUCUACACCCUCACGUUCACAUGCCCCACAUCUACACCCACACCCCCACAUCUACACGCUCAUGUCCACAUCCACAUCCACCCACCCCACAUCUACACCUACACCCCCACAUCUACACCCUCACGUCCACAUCCACACCCCCCCACAUCUACACCCACACCCCCACAUCUCACCCUCACGCCCACACCCCCACAUCCACAUCCACACACCCCACAUCUACAACUACACCCCCACAUCCACACCCUCACGUCCACAUCUACACCCACACCCCCACAUCUACACCCUCACGCCCACAUGCCCCACAUCUACACCCUCACGUCCACAUCUACACCCACACCCCCACAUCUACACCCUCACGCCCACAUGCCCCACAUCUACACCCACACCCCCACAUCUACACGCUCAUGUCCACAUCCACACACCCCCACAUCCACAUCCACACACCCCACAUCUACACCCACACCCCCACAUCUACACCCUCACGUCCACAUCCACACCCCCCCACAUCUACACCCCCCCACAUCUACACCCUCACGCCCACACCCCCACAUCCACAUCCACACACCCCACAUCUACACCUACACCCCCACAUCUACACCCUCACGUCCACAUCUACACCCUCAUGUCCACAUCCACACACCCCACAUCUACACUUACACCCCCACAUCUACAACAUCAAGUCCACAUCUACACCCUCACGUCCACAUCCACACAUCCCCCACAUCUACACCUAUACCCCCACAUCUACACCAUCACGUCCACAUCUACACCCACACAUCCACAUCCACUCACCCCCACAUCUACACCCACACCCCCACAUCUACACCCUCACGCCCACAUCUACACCCACACCCCCACAUCUACACCCUCACGUCCACAUCCCCCACAUCUACACCCUCAAAUCCACAUCCACACACCCCCACAUCCACAUCCACACACCCCACAUCUACACCCUCACCCCCACAUCUACACAUCUACAUCCCCAACAUCUACACCCACACCCCCACAUAUACACCAUCACGUCCACAUCUACACCCCCACAUCCACAUCCACUCACCCCCACAUCUACACCCACACCCCCACAUCUACACCCUCACGCCCACAUCUACACCCACACCCCCACAUCUACACCCUCAUGUCCACAUCCCCCACAUCUACACCCUCAAAUCCACAUCCACACACCCCCACAUCCACAUCCGCACACCCCACAUCUACAGCCACACCCCCACAUCUACACAUCUACAACCCCAACAUCUACACCCACACCCCCACAUCUACACCAUCACAUCCACAUCUACACCCCCACAUCCACUCACCCCCACAUCUACACCCUCACGCCCACAUCCCCCACAUCUACACCCACACCCCCACAACUACACCCUCAUGUCUACAUCCCCCACGUCUACACCCACACCCCCACAUCUACGCCCUCACAUCCACAUCCACACACCCCCACAUCCACACACCCCACAUCUACACCUAUACCCCACUUCUACACCCUCAUGCCCACAUCCCCCACAUCUACACCCUCAAAUCUACAUCCCCCACAUCUACACCCACACCCCCACAUCUACACCCUCACCCCCACAUCUACACCCUCACAUCUACAUCCCCCACAUCUACACCCACACCCCCACAUCUACACUCUCACAUCUAAACCCCCACAUCUACACUCACACCCCCAUCUCCACACCCAACCACAUCUACAUCCACACCCCCACAUCUACAUCCAUACCCCCACAUCCACAUCCACACCCCCACAUCCACAUCUAUGCCCACACUCUUCCUCUCCUCAACAUAGUGCCAUCUAUUAAAUCUCUGAGAGUAAAGCCUCUGUUUGCCUGUGGCUCCUGCCUGUUGGAUGUGUUGGAGCAUGGAGGACAAGGCGUCAUGGAGUGGUGUGGAAGUCAUUUCAGGCUUUGA